AAAAUUGGUGCCGAACCGAGGCGGCCACAGGGCCCUGUGCUGGACUAGAUCCACGCCGGCGAAACGCGCGUCACCGCCCCCCCUCCCCGGCUCAAACUCAGAAGGCACCAAAUCGCCGGAGGCACCCGACUGCCGUUCCGCUGUUCCCAUCCCGCCGGCCACCUCCUCCCCUCAGCUCCCCCCACCUCGCACCCCGGCCCUACCACCGCUCCACCAACCCGCACCACACGGCGGCCCUACUUCUCGCGCCGAUCGCGCGCCCGCUCGCCCAACCUCCGGUCUGCCGCCCCAGAUCUGGUGGACCUCCGCCUUGGCUUGCGAACUCGGUCGUGGGGGCCGGCCAGGUCGGUCCAUGGUUUCCGCCGGCGCGCAGGUGGGCGUGUUUGCUGCGUGCGUGGUGCUCUUCGUCCCCAUGGGCCUCGCCGGGUGGCACCUCAGCCGCAACAAGGUGCUCUUCUUCUCCGGCGCGCUCUUCGUCUCCCUCGCCGUCGGGGUCCACCUCUCCCCCUACCUCCCCUCGCUGCCGCACCUCCUCAUCGCCUCCUUCCACCCGCUCCACCCCGCCUCCCCCUCCUCCUCCUCCUCCGCCUCCUGCCUCUCCUUCCUCCACCGCGUCACCUGGUCCCCCGCCUCCCCCGCCACCGCCCGCGCCUGGUCGUGGCCGCCCUCGCUCGCCUCCACCUGCGGCUUCGCGCGCCUGACGCGCCACGACGCGUCCACCCUGCUCAACGGCUCCUGGAUCAUGGUCGCCGGGGACUCGCAGGCGCGGCUGCUCGUGCUCGCGCUGCUGCGCCUGCUGCUCGACCCGGCCGCCGCGGCCGCCGCCGAGCCGGACCUCUUCCGCCGCCACAGCGACUACCACGCCGCCGUGCCGGCCCGGGGCAUCUCCGUCGACUUCAUCUGGGCGCCCUUCGAGGCCAACCUCACGCGCCUGCUCCGCGAGGACCUCCGCCUCGCGCCCCGCGCCCCCGACGUGCUCGUGCUCGGCUCCGGCCUCUGGCACAUGCUCCACGCCACCGACGCCUCGCGGUACGGCGACGCGCUCGCGGCCAUCGCCGACGCCGCCAACUCCCUCCGCUCCUCGCUGCCCGUGCCGCCGCCGCCGCACAUGUUCUGGCUCGGCCUGCCGCACCUCGUCAACCCGAUGCUCAACACCGAGGCCAAGAGAGCGCGCAUGAACAGCACCGUGCUGCAGGCUUACGACCGUGAGGUGGACGAGCGGUGCAUCUUGCGCCGCGACGGCGGCCCGUUCCGGCUGCUCGACGUGGGAAAACUCACCCGGGGAUGUGAAUGCACGCCUGACGGGAUGCACUAUGACGGCGUGGUGUACGACGCUGUCAUGCAUAUCAUGUUCAAUGCGCUAGUGAUUGAAUCACAGCAAAGGAUUUGAGUGCUGGUAGGGGUCCUUGAAGCAGAAUCACAGACUUAUCCAAUUUGACAAACUUGAGAUAUAUGGGUAAAUGUCAAGUUGAUUCUCAGGUGACGGGGUGCAUUAUGAUGGCGUGGUGUAUGAGCUAUCAUGCAUAUCAUGCUCAAUGCAUUAGUGAUUGAAUCGCAACGAAGGAUUUGAGUACUGGUAGGGGUUCUUGAAGCAGGUGUGCUCUCAACCCCCUUUUUUUUUUGGAUCAUUACCAUAUGCGGGUAAUUAGAAUGUGUUGUUAAAUAGGAAGGUUCUUUUGAAUGGUUCAACAUUUUGGCUGUGUGCCAGAAGUCUCCAUUGGAUGGCUCAACAUUAGAGUGUAAUAUAAGGACAUCUUAGAACCACACUGUUUUUCGCUGAAUGACAAACUGGAAUGACGUACUGUAUACUUUCUCUCUGGUAACAACUAAGAUGGUAACUCUGACAUGUAUAGGAGAGGACAUAUUGACUAAACACUAGGAAAUAUUCAACUUCCUUUUUCUGCCAAUUGUUUUCUUGUUAUUAAUCAUGCAUAAAUGUUCUAUGAGUCGUUUGGUGAUGCUUUCAGCACUCAGGAUCGGAAGUCAGAGUCACAGACUUGUCCAAUUUGGUGAACUUAAGAUAUAUGCGUAAAUGUCGAGUUUGUGCUCAGAUGACUGUUAAUGUACUUAUAUCCUUUCGACAUAGUUGUAUACUACUUAUCACCAUUAGUUGGUGUAUCUCUAACAUUGACAUGAUCUUGAAGCUAUAUAUAACCCUAUGACUGUGCUACAUGCUGAAUGCAUCACAUGAUGUUGAACACACGCGUAGAACACAGUGACUACUUUGUAAAGAAGGUUACAUUAAGAGUACAAAUGAUGUAUGUAUAUCAUUCCACUAGCUCUAAUGGAAUUAGUCUUUUUUUUUCUAGGAAAUGUACUGUAUACUUUUUUUCUCUAGUAAUAACUAAGAUGGCGACUCUGACAUGUAGGAGAGGACAUUUUGAGUAAAUACUAGGAAACAUUCAACUUCCUUUUUCUGGCAAUUGGUCUUCUUAUUGUUAUUAAUCAUGCAUAAAUGUUCUAUGAAUCAUUUGGUGACGCUUUCAGCAUUCGGAUCGGAAGUCAGAAUCACUGACAUAUCCAAUUUGACAAACUCGAGUAAUAUGUUUAAAUGUCAAGUUGAUUCUCAGAUGACUGUAAAUGUACCUAAAUCCUUUCGAUAUAGUUAUAUACUACUCCCUCGGUUCUAUAGUUCUUGUCGUGGUAUUAGUUCAAAAUUUUGAACUAAAACCACGACAACAAUAAUGGAACAGAGAGAGUACUUAACACAAUUAGUUGGGGUAUUUCUAACAUUGGCAUGAUUUUGAAGCCUAUAAUCGUAUGACUGUGCUACAUGCUAAUGCAUCACAUGAUGUUGAACACACGCUAUAAUCGUAUGACUACAUUGUAAAGAAGGUUACACUAAGAUUACAAAGGAUGGAUGCAUACUAUUCCAGUAGCUCUAAUCAUAUUACUCUUUCUUGUUUUUUGAGGAAAAAUCCUGUCCAUGAAGAAAAAUAAUUUACUUGCUUCCUUUGUGUAGUCUUUGGUCCUUCAUGCUUCCUGGUAGUUAAUUUAUCCCGAGAACCUGUAGAAGUCCUGUAGAGAAAAUAUUCCUUAAAUGCACUGUUAACACGUGCAAUAAUAAACAUGUGUGCUCAAUGCACUUCCUCUGUUCUGGUCUGUUCUAUUAAUUGUGAUUCUAGUUUCAGUUUUCCUAUCUGCAAACUAGUUCCACCAGAACCGCUGAGGAGCCAAUGCUUCGUAGUAUUUCAAUUUGCAAAAAUGCCAUAUGAACCUCGUGGCGUGUAGGAAUAUUUAGGUUUAUCUAGGACAUAUUUCCUUCUUUAUUAUAUGUGCUCAUUCUUUGUUGUAUAGUCCUGUUAGCAAUUUCAAGCAAUCCAUUUGUGCCUGAAGGUAUUGUUUGGCCUAUAUAGCAUGUAAUAGUGCAUGGAUAAUCUUGCAGUAACUUCUACUUAACUUUUUUAGGUUUUCUAUUUAAAUAUUGAUGUUAAAGAUAAACUAUUGUAAACUUUCAUGGCUGCUCACAAUUCCUUUGUUUCAAUUGGCUGUUCUCCGUUUCUGGUUCACCUUGUUUUUUCUAGUUUACCACUGAAGUGUUUGACUAAAUAUAUAGCUGUUUUGCUACUAAGACUGCAUGAAAAAAUGUUAUCAUCUCAUGCACUUGUGUUACUUCUGCUCUAGUCAUUACCUUGUUAACCAAGCCUUGGUAAGGCCGGUUAAGAUCCGGACUCCAAGAAGAACCGGAGUGUUCUGACAGCGAAAUCAGCAGCGCGCACUGAACCGGACGCCCUAGAGCAAAGGAUCCUGCUGUUCGGUUGUUUCACUCUCCGAGUUGUACCCUAUACUGGCUAUACAUGAAUCUGAUGUGGGCUCCCACGGUUAAAAAACCAGGAGUCCUGGUCAUGCAUGAACCCUGUUUCUGGAUUAAUUGAUACAAAUUUUCUUGUACUCUUAUUCUAGCUGUGUCUUCCAUUUAUCCUCUGUUAAGGACGCGAUCGAUAUUAUGUUGGAUACGAUAACCGCUGGCUGAGCAUAGUUUGGUUUCUUAUUAAACAGAUUAUCUCUUCAGAA
Molecule: messenger RNA, 4014 nt
Organism: Lolium perenne
Lineage: Eukaryota; Viridiplantae; Streptophyta; Magnoliopsida; Poales; Poaceae
Product: protein ALTERED XYLOGLUCAN 9
Biological process (GO): xylan biosynthetic process
Cellular component (GO): Golgi apparatus
Molecular function (GO): acetyltransferase activity
Source: RefSeq, a predicted model, not a curated record